Molecule: messenger RNA, 2514 nt
Organism: Cygnus atratus (black swan)
Lineage: Eukaryota; Metazoa; Chordata; Aves; Anseriformes; Anatidae
Gene: FES
Product: FES proto-oncogene, tyrosine kinase
Exons: 18
Coding region: 87-2372 (761 amino acids)
Biological process (GO): cell adhesion; peptidyl-tyrosine phosphorylation; chemotaxis
Molecular function (GO): non-membrane spanning protein tyrosine kinase activity; ATP binding
Source: RefSeq, a predicted model, not a curated record
CCCCAGCCCCGGGAGCACACCGGCGCCAGCUCCGUGGCCGGGACCUCACGGCACACACAGCCUCGUCCCACCAGGACCACGGUGCCAUGGGCUUCGGGCCGGAGCUGUGGAGCCCGCAGGGGCACAGCGCGCUGCUGCGGCUGCAGGACAGUGAGCUGCGCCUCCUGGAGCUGAUGAAGAAGUGGAUGUCGCAGCGGGCCAAGAGUGAUCGGGAGUACGCGGGGAUGUUGCACCACAUGUUCUCCCAGCUGGAGAAGCAGGAGGGCUCUGGGCAGCUCCGUGCUGGUGACCACGGAGGCCAGAUUGGGGAGUCGUGGUGGGUGCUGGUGAGCCAGACGGAGACGCUGAGCCAGACCCUGCGGCGGCACGCAGAGGAGCUGGCGGCGGGGCCGCUGGCCAAGCUGAGCCUGCUCAUCCGCGACAAGCAGCAGCUCCGCAAGGCCUUCAGCGAGCAGUGGCAGCAGCUCAGCCAGGAGUACACCCGGACCACCCAGCAGGAGAUGGAGAAGCUGAAGGCGCAGUACCGCAGCCUGGUGCGUGACAGUACCCAGGCCAAGCGCAAGUACCAGGAGGCCAGCAAAGACAGGGAGAGGGAAAAGGCGAAGGAGAAGUACGUGCGCAGUCUCUGGAAACUCUACGCCCUGCACAACCAGUACGUGCUGGCUGUGCAGGCAGCCGCGCUGCACCACCACCACCACUACCAGCGGGCGCUGCCCAGCCUCCACGAGUCCCUCUACAGCCUGCAGCAGGAGAUGGUCCUCACUCUGAAGGAGAUACUUGGGGAGUACUACAGCAUCAGCAGCCUGGUGCAGGAGGACGUGCUGGCCGUACACCAGGAAAUUGCCCAUGCUAUCGAAGCGAUCAACCCUGCCACUGAGUACAGCAGCUUUGUCCAGUGCCACAGCUCUGUGCCGGGUGCCCACAGGUAUGGCUGCGAGGUGCCGCCAGCCGUCACCUUUGACGAGAACUUGCUGGAGGAGACGGAGAGCCUGGUGCCAGGGGAGCUGCAGCUGAACGAGCUGACUGUCGAGAGCGUCCAGCACUCCCUGACGUCCAUUGAGGAGGAGCUGGCGGCCACCACAGAGACUGUGAGCAGCAAGGAGCAGCGGGUGCGGGAGCUGCAGGCUGAGAUCCAGGGCGAGGAGCAGGGGCUGAGACCCGGGGAGCGGGUGCACUUGCUGAGCAAGCGCCAGGGGCUGCAAGAGGCCCAGCAGCAGCUCCAGGGCUGCCUCUGCACCCAGGCCAAGCUGCAGGCACAGCGGGAUGUGCUGGCCAACAAGCUGGCGGAGCUGGGCUCCGGAGAUCCCCUGCCUGCCCUGCCCCUGCAGGAGGACCGGCACUCAGUCUCCUCCGUGGAGCAGGAACGCAGCGGGGCCACUGCGCUGGAGACCCUCAAGAACCACAUCUCGGGCAUCUUCAGCCCCAAGUUCUCGAACUUGUACCGGCUGGAGGGCGACGGCUUCCCCACCAUCCCGCUGCUCGUCGACCACCUCCUGCACAGCCAGCAGCCCAUCACCCGCAAGAGCGGGAUCAUCCUGGCCAGGGCCGUGCCCAAGGACAAGUGGGUGCUCAACCACGAGGAUGUGCUGCUGGGGGAGCGCAUCGGCCGGGGUAACUUUGGGGAGGUCUUCAGCGGCCGCCUGCGUGCUGACAACACCCCCGUGGCUGUGAAAUCCUGCCGGGAAACCCUGCCACCUGAGCUCAAGGCCAAGUUCCUGCAGGAAGCCAGGAUCCUCAAACAGUAUAACCACCCCAACAUAGUCCGGCUUAUCGGCGUCUGCACCCAGAAGCAGCCCAUUUACAUUGUCAUGGAGCUGGUGCAGGGGGGGGACUUCCUGAGCUUCCUGCGCAGCGAGGGGCCCCACCUGAAGGUGAAAGAGCUGAUCAAGAUGACAGAGAACGCUGCAGCAGGCAUGGAGUACCUGGAGAGCAAGCGCUGCAUCCACAGGGACCUGGCUGCCCGCAACUGCCUGGUGACGGAGAAGAACAUCCUGAAAAUCAGCGACUUCGGGAUGUCGCGGGAGGAGGAGGAUGGUAUCUACGCCUCCACGGGAGGCAUGAAGCAGAUCCCUGUGAAGUGGACUGCCCCCGAGGCACUGAAUUACGGCCGAUACAGCUCGGAGAGCGACGUCUGGAGCUUCGGGAUCCUGCUGUGGGAGGCCUUCAGCCUGGGCGCCGUCCCCUACGCCAACCUCAGCAACCAGCAGACGCGCGAGGCCAUCGAGCAGGGCGUGCGGCUGGAGCCCCCCGAGCAGUGCCCCGAGGAGGUGUACCGCCUGAUGCAGCGCUGCUGGGAGUACGACCCCCGCCGGCGGCCCAGCUUCAGCGCCGUCCACCAGGACCUCAUCGGCAUCCGCAAGCGGCACCGGUGAGGGGCAGCCCCGCGCCCCGGGGCCGUCCCGCCGGCAGCGCCCGUCCCGCGGGCGGGGCCCGCCUGGGAAGCGGGUGCCGGGGGCGGCCGGGCGGCGGCGGGCGCGCACCAGGAGGCUCCCGGGCAAUAAACGUGGGCUCUGC